GCUGAGUGAUGUAAAAACGCAUAUUCCCUGUAUUUUUGUGUUCUCACUCUUUUCCAUUGUUGUCUUCGAUUCUCUCGAGAAGGAGCAAAUUAAUCAGAUUAACUAAAUCAUUUUGAAUCCCUUAUCAGAAAAUCUCGUAAAAUGGAAGUUGGGGGUAAUCAAAUUAGAGUGCAGUCGUUAGUGCAAGAAGGUAAAGUUGUAGUGCCACCUCAAUACGUGCAGCCGCCUCAAACCAGACCACAUCGUGUUCUUCGCAACACAAACAAGGGUGACGAUGUCCUAAAUCCACCCGUGAUUGACCUCAGCAAAGUCAACUCUUUACACGAAGAAUUGAGACGAGCGUGCAAAGAAUGGGGAGCGUUCCAUUUAACAAACCACGGAAUUCCGGUCGAAUUAUUGGAUGCGAUGAGGAAUGUGGGAAGCUCGUUUUUCGCAGACUGCACUAUGGAUCAAAAACUCAGUUACGGGUGCGACCCCAAUUCCCCUGCUUCCGAAGGAUACGGAAGCCGAAUGCUGGUCCAAUCGAACGAUACCGUUUUGGAUUGGAGGGAUUAUUUCGAUCAUCAUACGUUGCCACUUUCUCGUCGGGAUCCGUCCAAGUGGCCCCACUUUUCUGAAAAUUACAGAAAAGUUGUGGCGGAGUAUAGCGAUCGAACGAGCGGCCUAGCUGAAAAAUUAUUGGGUUUGAUAUCGGAGAGCUUAGGGCUAAGUUCUUCGUGCAUCAAAGAUUGUGUGGGUGAAUUUUAUCAGAAUAUUACGGUGAGUUACUACCCGCCUUGCCCGCAGCCAGAGCUCACUCUGGGUUUGCAAUCGCAUUCCGAUUUCGGUGCCGUUACGCUUCUCAUACAAGACGAUGUGGGAGGGCUUGAGGUGUUGAAAGAUGGUGAAUGGAUCUUUGUUAAUCCAUUACGCGACGCUGUUUUCGUUAUUUUGGCUGAUCAAACUGAGAUUAUAACAAAUGGAGAAUAUAAGAGUGCUCAACAUAGAGCUAUAACAAAUUCGAACAAGGCACGUCUUUCUGUUGCUACAUUUCACGACCCUGCAAAGACGAAGAUAAUAAGCCCAGCUAUCGAGCCGCAUAAAUACCGACCGGUGAUGUACGGUGACUAUGUUUCGUCAUGGUACACUAAAGGGCCCGAAGGAAAACGGAACAUCGACGCGCUUCUGCUUUAAUUCGAAAAAAAAGGGGAAUAUGCAGUUAGAAUAUGCUAAUUUAAUAACUAUUAUUUAAUGCCAUAUGUUUUGGUGUUGUAGUUUAAUUGAAUUUUUGGUGCAAAAAUUCUCAUGAAUAAAGCAGGGUAUUGUCUGGAGCUUUGGUGUCUUUUUGUUGUGAAGUGUCCCCAUCUGUCUGACCUUUUAUUACUUUAUCUUUUCUAACACUCUUUCUUUCUAUUUUA
This is a messenger RNA of Erythranthe guttata (spotted monkey flower), 1397 nucleotides long. Its product is annotated as 2-oxoglutarate (2OG) and Fe(II)-dependent oxygenase superfamily protein. Lineage: Eukaryota; Viridiplantae; Streptophyta; Magnoliopsida; Lamiales; Phrymaceae. The record is from RefSeq and is a predicted model, not a curated record.